Molecule: messenger RNA, 1297 nt
Organism: Thrips palmi
Lineage: Eukaryota; Metazoa; Arthropoda; Insecta; Thysanoptera; Thripidae
Exons: 7
Coding region: 395-1297 (300 amino acids)
Molecular function (GO): protein binding
Source: RefSeq, a predicted model, not a curated record
UCAAGCGUCAUGUUACGCUGAUUCGGUUAAGAAUUUUCCGUAUCUUUUGAUGAUUUAAUUUCAUGUUCCAAUGUCUGUUUGGCAGAUUUUAGAAACAGUCACACUGUUACGAACUAAACGAACGGAAGUGGCGUGCUUAACUGACACAUCAGCCUGCUCCAAAUGUGUCCUUAUCAUUUGCAUGCUGUUGCAAUCUAGCAACACCCAUCAAACUUCUCAGGUGCCGUUUUCGAUGCUGGCCAGCCUAACGUCACGGUUAUCAUCUUAAGUGUUACGGAACGUAGCGAAAGAAAAGAAAGUCGGUGUGAGUGAUCCACGUGCAUCCUGCCCCCGGUUUCCGUGUCAGACGGACGCCCCUCGCUAGAGCAUCGACAGUUGACUAGUGCUGCGUACCAUGGCUGGCGCGCGGAAAGGGAAGAAGAAGGGCGCCAAGGCGGCUCAGGACGCUCCAGUGGCAGCCUCUGCCAAGGGCAGGGCGGCCAGGGCUCAGGAAGGCACACCGCCGAAAGAGCAGCUUCACGACGGGCCGUCCUUGGCCGUGCUGCCGGACGCCGUGCUGCUGCAGGUGCUGUCCUGGCUGCCCGUCGAGGACCUGCUGAGGGCGGCGCGGGUGUGUCGCCGCUGGAGGAAGUUGACGGCGCGACCAGAGGCGUGGCGGCACGCGGACGUGGUGAUGACGUCAUCGACCUGCAAGAAGCAGGUGUGGCUGCUGGAGCGCGCGCCGCAGCUGCGCCUGCUGGACAUGAGCGGCAUGGCCACGGCCGACGACUGGGGCUUCGAGCACGACGAGGCAGUGUGGGACGCGUGGGAGCGCCUCGACUGCAUGGACUGCCCGGCCAGGCAGCUCGACAUCCGCGUGGAGCGGGACGGCUGUGCCAAGAUCGCGCUGCUGGAGAAAUGGGGCCCGAAGCUGGAGAGGCUCAAGCUGCGCCUUGGCACCUGGUUCAGUCAGUUCGGUCGCGAGCGCGGACAGCUCCACCUCGCCAUCAAGAAAGUCGGCAAGAUGGACCUGCUGACCCACCGGGACCUGACGUACGAGCUGCACAAGGGGGCCCAUGGCGGCUACGACGAGGAGCUGGGCAAGGGAUGCCCCUCCCUGGUGUCCUUCCCUUCCACUUCCCCACCGUGCAGGACUACAAGCACUGGAAGGAGGUGGUGCUGGACGUGCUGGCCCACAAGAGCGGGCCCGCUGACGGAGCUGGCGCUGCUGGCCUCGGACAAGUGCCCCCAGGUGCCCGCCGAGCUGUGGCCUGCCAUCGCCGUCCAAGAGCGUCUCCUUGCCCAAGAAGACCCGUGA